Molecule: messenger RNA, 330 nt
Organism: Colletotrichum tamarilloi
Lineage: Eukaryota; Fungi; Ascomycota; Sordariomycetes; Glomerellales; Glomerellaceae
Exons: 1
Coding region: 1-330 (109 amino acids)
Source: RefSeq, a predicted model, not a curated record
AUGACCGCCGGCGAUGAACAGAUCGACCGUUCGGCCACCAGCCAGCAAGUCGUUGCAGUAAAAAUCUCGCCUUAUCUCGCAGAAGUCAACUUAGAUCAGCUGACCUUCAUUACUACCAGAUGCGUACGACUCGGCUCUUAUCCCUGUGGCACUGUGCGGACGCCAAAGCUCACAGUCGCGCUCACACUGUACAUUGCUCUCCAGAAGCGGAUCUUCUUCCCGUUGAAAAAGACAAAACCUGCCGGAGAUCGCCAUGGCGACCCGUUCGCAAGGUACAUUGCAAGAAACAUAUGGAGCGAAUGUGACAUGCGAAAGCGCGUGGAGAAGUGA